AUAGACUCCAAGGAGAUUUUAUGCCUGGAUAUGCAAGCUCCCAAGGUUUGGGAAGAACUUCUGACAGAAAAAGUGGAGGCAGAAAGUCAUCUCCAAAUGCAGGAAUCCAGACUGAAACACAGUAAUCCACUGGCAAGAGAGAUCUCCCGAGGAAGGCACUUUCGACAGCUCUGCUACCAGGAGACUCCUGGACCAAGAGAGGCUCUCACUCAACUCCGGGAACUUUGCUACCAGUGGUUGAGGCCACAUGUGAGCACAAAGGAGCAGAUCCUGGACCUACUAGUGCUGGAGCAGUUCCUGUCCAUCCUGCCCCAAGAGCUGCAGGGCUGGAUGCGGGAACACUGUCCAAAGAGUGGAGAAGAAGCAGUGAUUUUGCUGGAGGAUCUGGAGAGAGAGCUCGAUGAACCGCAACACGAGAUAGUAGCCUACAGACAGGAACAAGAAGUCUUUUCUAAAGGGACAGUGUCUCUGGAAGCACAGAUGUCACUGGCCCUUCAGUCCCAGUCUAAGGAGCCCCAACUCACACGUGACCCUGCUCAGGAGCCCCAUCCUAUUGGAGAGACAGACACAUUUCUGUUUUGCAAACCUGUUGUCAUCUCCCAGCUAAAAGGAAGUGGAGAACCUUGGUCUCAUCCCAGAGAAGUCCUAAGAGGUGGAAUGACCCAGACUGAGGACAGGGAGUUGGUGCUAAGGAAACAUUGUCCUAAGAGAGUGGAACCAUGUGGGAAAGUGUCUUAUGGACAGACCUGGGAGGAAUCACAGCAGGGGCCCUGACAUGGAGAAGUCAGUGAACAUAAGGGUGGGGUAGAGAGGCACUGGGGAAGCCCUGUAGGAACCGGACCACACAGAUGUGAGGAAUGUGGAAAGAGCUUUGCUCAGAGCUCGGGUCUGGUUCGACAUCAAAGAGUUCACACUGGAUAAAGACCCUAUGAGAGUAAUGAGUGUGGGAAAACCUUCAGUUGGAGUUCGGGUCUUUUUAAUCACAGAGGAAUCCACAAUAUUCAGAAACGGUACCACUGUAAGGAGUGUGGAAAGGCCUUCAGCCAGAGUGCCGGUCUCAUCCAGCAUAAGAGAAUCCACAAGGGAGAAAAGCCAUAUCAGUGCAGCCAGUGCAGCAAGAGCUACAGUCGACGCUCGUUUCUCAUCAAGCAUCAGAGAAGCCACACUGGGGAGCGCCCUCAUCAUUGCAACCAGUGUGGGAAGAGCUUUAACCGCCACUGCAACCUCACGCGCCAUCAGAAGAUCCACCUGGUGGCUGAGCUGGUCUAAUACAAGCUAUGUGCAAGUUUUCCGGAUCAUUCACCAAGUCACGUGGGGAUCCUGGUGAAUGCUCCCAGUAUUCUACAUACUGUCCUGUAUAACCCUAUAUUUUCUUUGGAACUGCUGAGUUUUCCAUCUGAAAUAAUAAUCCAGUAUAAAGAAGGGACCUGUUAGGGGGGAGAAAAUCUUCCAAAUGAAAUGCAAGAAUAUGAAGUUGGUAUGCAUCUGCAAAGUAUAUGAAGAGGGAAUAAUUUGAGGAGGGCAUGAUAAAGAUGAAAUCUGUGAUGUCAGGGGCCAAAAGAAGAAGUAAUGGCCAGACACAGAACAGGUAUGUGGGAUAAGGAAAGAAAAGUUCAGACGGUGGACAUCUGUCAGUAGAAGGAAUGAAGAUGGGCCUAGGAACAUACCCAGAAUGGUCCAGAAUGCUUAUGGAUGUGUCAAGAUUUGAUCAUGUAGGUGAAAUAUGCAACAGACUGUCAACAUGGUAACUGGGGUAGAUGGAGGACGACAUGACCCUUUCGCUUUGUGUUACCUCUCUUUGAGCUGUGAAUGUGCUUAUUGUACAGAGAUGGUAUGAAUCCCCCUUCCAAUUACUAGGGAUGAUGCUAUGAAGAAUGAAUGAAAAAUGUUUUAUUCUCAUCAAGGAACUUUUGGGGGAUAGUAGGGCAGCACCCAAGCUGGUCCAGAAUUGACUUGAAUAGUGCAAAGGAUGUCACAGGUUAAGAGAGCUGAGACUGGAACUUCCAAGGCAGAAUUUGAAAUUUUGCCUUCUAUAAUGUAUAUUAAAGUGUUAGUUUCUCA
Messenger RNA from Bubalus bubalis (water buffalo), 2061 nucleotides. RefSeq names its product zinc finger and SCAN domain containing 9 (gene ZSCAN9). NCBI's taxonomy places the organism in Eukaryota, Metazoa, Chordata, Mammalia, Artiodactyla, Bovidae. The record is from RefSeq and is a predicted model, not a curated record. Gene Ontology annotation, biological process: regulation of transcription by RNA polymerase II. Gene Ontology annotation, molecular function: RNA polymerase II cis-regulatory region sequence-specific DNA binding; DNA-binding transcription factor activity, RNA polymerase II-specific.